Molecule: messenger RNA, 6189 nt
Organism: Paramuricea clavata
Lineage: Eukaryota; Metazoa; Cnidaria; Anthozoa; Malacalcyonacea; Plexauridae
Source: the annotation of a GenBank genome assembly
GUCCUGUUGGCAUAAAGGUCACGCUCAAUGUUCAUGUUCGCAAUAACAAGGAAGUAUAUGUACGUUUGGUUUGACUAUAUUCACGUUUUAGACUUGUUAAAGCUUUCUUUAAACGUCUCAACAACUUAACUGAUGGACAAGGUCGCUUCGAACAUCCCAGGUAAGCUGGAACAUUAUUGUAUAGUCGGUAACUAGCCAUACAUUCACGUAUUGGGGGCCAGGUAGCUCUACUCAAGCUUAUAUCGCAUUAUGCCUGUAUUGUUAUGUCAACAUAAAGUUAAUUUAACCUGACUUUGGUCAGCAUUGUAUGACUUAUAAUCUUGGGUUUUUACCGCUAUGACUAAUUUAUGGUGUCUUGACCCUGAAAUACAGCGAGUUAGACUAAAGCCUAUGGCGCCAAUAAUGUCUAUAUACAGUUUGCCAAUUAGCAAUUCGUUAUGAAAUAUUAGAAUUAUUGAAAAUGUUAUACAAAACAUGGCCGAUUCAUUCUGCAUUCUAUUCACCCAUAUAUAUAUUCUGGUUAUAUUAUACAUUAUUAUUUCAAACUUAUUUAGUUCAGUAUUUGACUAGAACCCCACAACCAGCGCUCUUAAUGUACAAUAGUACAUCUUCACUGCCAAAGGUAAAGUCCUCGGUCGAGAACUCGAGAAAAUGAGUAAUAAUUUUCUUGAAUGUAACAUCUAUAAAGUGGCUUACAUUUGGUACUAUUUACUUUUUCUUUCUAUAUUGCUGAAUACAAACGAAGACGAUAUCUUUUAUUUUCAUUUAUUGACAAAAUACUAAUUCAACAAGCCGAUAUCGUACCCGCCUAACGGUAACCAAGCAUAAAGACACAAGUGCGUAUUAAAACGUCUUUUGUUUCAUUAAUUUACAACGAUAGAUUAUGAUCGAGAGUCGGCACUGUGCAUCUUGUGAUUAAAUUCUGACCGAAAUUUAUGAUAUUAGAUGUUUAUUAAGCAAAUAGAUUUGUUGUGGGAUGUUAGUUUGUGAUCAAUUGUCUUUGUGCGAUUGUCUUAAAUUGACGUGUAUAUUCUUUGUCUCUAUAAUAUAAUAGCUAUCAUAUCUGUAUUGUACACGAUUUUUCUUGUAAAAUUUCGUAUUUUACAGUACCAGCCACAUUUGUGUCAUGCGAUGAGUGACACGACAGCAGGUGUCAUUAGUGUAAUGCUAAUUCUGUCUUAUCGUUUGAUCCUAUUUGUGAAUUUAAUCCACGUCAUUUUGUCUAAAUUCCAAGAUCUUGCGUCCAAGAAUCGGUGGCAAUUAAUAUGUGCCUGGCAAGCGUCAAAACGAAAGACAUUUUGAAUAAAGUUUUGACAGUUGAGAAUUUGUAUUAAGUUGUUGUGCCAUUCAAAUGAAUGCAUGAAUAAACAUUGUCGCGCUCGUAUUCGACUUUUCCGCUUUGCUCGCGGACAACCUCAAUUGAAAUGGCUGUAUAAGGUAAUAAUUAUCUUAAACCAUGACAACUAUUUCCGAAAUUUAAAACGAUCCCUCCGCUCCCACGCGCCUGGAGAGGAAACUGUCUGUCUUGCCUCAAAUUGCAUCCAGUAUUUGUGACAGGACGGACACUCAGUUAUCUUUCUUACCGUUUGUAAGAAUGUGCGUGCGAGAAAAGAAAUUGGGGAAGCGACCACGAAUUUGCCCGACGUUCGUAUUCCUACCAAUUUUAUGCGCGCCGUUCUUCCCUUACAAUGGCCCAAUUUUUAAGCACAAUCUGCCCUACGCAUUCACACAUGGUGUGCAAUCUUCACAGCUGUUAAUGGACCGACAUUACCUCGGUGCUGUGGUCAUCGUAGAUCAUCCAGUCUUCCUGUUCCUCCUGCAGUUCAAGGAACGAAGUUAAGCAAUAGGAAAGAGAACGCAGAUCAACAGAAUGGAAAAGAACAUGAAGGCAUGUGGAUAAUUUACUGCAGUAGUUGGCAAUUUAAUUGGUUGGUCAGCUAGUUUGUCUUACUUUUUUAAUUAGUGGGAAUCAUAAUCUUAUUAUUAGCUUGUUAAUCUUGUAACUUAUUUGGCUAGUUAGUUAGUUAGUUAGUUGGUUAGCUAUAGCUAGUUAGUUUCUCAUUAGCAAGUUAGUUGGCUAGGUAUUCCAAGGCUUGGUUCCUAGUUAGUUAAUUCGUUUAUAUACUUAGGUUACAAAUUAGCCAGUUAGUCUGCAGUUAAUACGACAGUGAGUUAGUUAAUUGUCUACUGAUUAAUUAGUUACUCAGUUUAGUUACCAGUUAAUUAGUUCGUGUUCGUUAGUAAGUAUAUAUCAGUGAGUAAUGAGCAGUCACAAGUUAGUUACUAUUUAGUUGAUUAAUUAAUUAAUUAGUUAAUUGGAUAGUUAAUCAUAGGUAACUAGAUCGGCAGUUAAAUAUACCGUUAAUACUGUCAAUUAUUUUCUAUCAUAUUUUAGGAAGCAAUUCAGUCGAUUUAAAUGGUUUAGUAGACACUUUUAAUCAGGUAAAAUUACAGUUAAAUGAUUGAAUAUUGUAUGUCCACAAUAAGCUGUCGUGGUUUGUAUCUGAAAUACUUGAAGAAGAUUAUAAUAUAUUCUUUGAAGUUUUGAGGGAACGCUCUUUCUCAGGCAGUAAUUAGAGACGUUACGAUUUUAGGACGGCAACGCGACGACGACCAAAACAAACUCCUUCAAAUAAAUGGUAGUAAAGAUAAUUCGUCGUAUAUUAUCAAUCGUGUGAAUUUAAUACAGUCUUAUAAAUUGAAGACAUGGGUUUUAUGGUUGGGAAGAGUUCUGCUAGCCUAAACCCAGUUUGAAGUUGCACUUGUUGGGGCUUGAAAUGCAGCCGUUGUAUCAACACGUGAAAAUCUGUGAUUUGACGUUGCAAACAGAGCGAGGACAAUGACUAAAUUAUUCAUAUAUUGUAAUUACUUAAUUCUUUUCAAUGAUUUAUUGUAUUGGUAGCCGUUGCCGUCGCGUUGCCGUCGUAAAUUUAAGGUCUCUAAUAACGUAGAACCGGUAGAAGGAACAGCUUCCCUCGAAACGUUGAACUGUCAACUGUUGCCAUUUUUAUGAAGUAGUUCAGGAACAACCAUGCACAUGCACCAGCGUUGAAUGACAUAUCCACCACAAUUAAAAAGUUUCUAUAGACUAAAGGUUCAAAAUUUCUCUUCAUUCACUAGAUAUCAGAGAGUCUUUCUCGACCGGCCAAAAUAUUACUGGAAAUUUUAGAUAAAAAGAAUGGAAACGUGGAACACAGUAAUGAGGUACGAAAGCAUCGUCAUCUUAUAAGAAAUUUUCUCUUGCCAAGCUAGGUGAAGAUUUUAAGGAAUUUGUAAUUUUGUUAUGUUCAAAUAUAUUCAGAUAGGAUAAUCUCUUCAGUCAAAAAAGAAAGGCAUUAUAGUAUGUCUGCCAAAGGCAUUAUAUUAUGUUAAACAAUCUCAUGAAUUGAUGCUUGUGAGUUACUCCGCAUGUAUAUCUACACCGGGCAAGCGCUAGCUUGAAAAAUAUGCCUGUCCACGGUGGGAAUCGAACCUACCACCUUUGGAACACUAGCACAAUACUCUGCCAACUGAGCUACGCGGUCAGGUCGGUUCGAGUACGUGAUAUUUCGGAACAGAAUCUAGUUCCUAGAUUACAUUGAUAUCGAAGGAACUAUAGAUUAAUUCUGUUCCGAAAUAUCACAUACUCGAACCGACCUGACCGCGUAGCUCAGAUGGCAGAGCAUUGGGCUAGUGUUCCAAAGGUCGUAGGUUCGAUUCCCACCAUGGUCAGGCAUAUUUUUCAAGCUUGUCCGGUGUGGAUAUACACUCAGAGUAACAUCACAAGCAUCAUAUUCACCUGAGUAUAUGACACCAAGACAGAAAAAAUCUAAUGAAUUACUUAGGAAAUGCCUUCAAUUCAUUGUUUCAUUUUCAGUGUGAACAGGGAAUGGGCCAUGAUGCUAGCGAUGGACUGUACUUUGGGGAAAGAAUAGAAACUACUUUAAAGCAGCUCAAUACUAUUCAGGUUGGUAUAUGCUAUAUAAUAAAUGAACUAUCGUUUUAUCAUAUUAAAUCACAAUAAGGAAAAAUAGUAAGGAAUGGCCCUUAUUAAUUGAAGAUAUCCAGUUUAAGUAAAGUUAGUUUAGCUCAGAGUUGUCCUCUGUGCCUGUUGUGAUUUCUGGACCGCAUUCCCUUCGUCAUGACACGUUUUGAUACAUACCUACAGGGUAACCUCAAACACGUACUACCGCACAUGGAAACAAUCUUGAAAAAUUACAAAACUAUAAAGGAACGAACACAGUCCAGAGAUGAGAUGCUGAAGACUUUGGACAAGGCGUUGCGGCGCAGCGAAGGACGGAGUCGAGCGUUGCGGGACGAAUUACAGGAUUUGAGGGAUGAAAAUAAAUGUUUAAGAGAGAAAGCGCAACAGAAUGAAAGCAUUCUAAGGUAUGGGGUUAAACUGCAUUAUUUAUACUAGACAGCUCUUGGAGUGGCGCAAAAUAUUCAAAUUUUCUAAAACUUUGGAAAUUUGUUGAAAAGCAAGUAGGACCGUAAGCACAAUGAAAAUUUCAAAUUUUGUAAAGCAAAUGGAAUCCCACAGCGGGAAGGGGCGGGGCACAGGCACAUUAUGGAGAUGGGGGGGCAGAGGCACAUUAUGGCAUAAGGUUUACGGUUUGUUCUUUGUUAAUUCAGGUUCCUAAAUACUGACAAAACCACGGACAGUGGUGGUGACAAAAGGAUAAAACAUAAUGACAAGAGAUCGUCUAUAAACGGACUGGAGCAAGUUAACGGUCAAGACUCUGGAGAUACCUUGUACGCACGAGACGACCAGAAAAUUAAAGACUUGAGCGCUAAACUGGAACACUACCAGAAGGUUUUAUGCGACUACGAAACACAACUACAAGAAGUGGUUUUAUCGAAUAAAGAACUUCUAUUAAAAAUUAACGAGCGAGAAUCCGAAGUUAUGAAUCUCAACUGUGAACUCUUAAAACACCAAGAAACGUUGUCAGUUUACGAACAGGGGUUUAAAAACCUCUCUACGGACAAUAACCAGCUGGAUUCGGUGCUUCGCGACGAGCGGAAGAGGGCGGCUGAGCUUAGCGAAAAACUGGAUGAUGCUGAAGGAUACAUUAGCUGUAUUACGGAUAAAGUUGCUUCGUAUGAGGUCGAACUGAAGUAUUUGAGACAAGAACUUAGAAAGCGUGAUAAAAAGUAACUGUUACAUUGAAGAUGUAUACAGUACGUUUAAUUUGACUCAUGUCGUGGUCAAAUUAACCAGACUGUGUUAGAUGGAUAAUUAUUGAUAACCAUGCGGGACCCCUGGUAGCUAUCCACCGUAGAUGGUCAACGCCCUAGCUAGAUUUCAUGUGUGAUUUCAUUUCACAUCGAAAUUUUCACAUGUGCUUUGAUUUCAUAUAUGGUAAAUUCAUAUGUGAAAUACUAGGCUUGGGCGGUUUACCGGUUUUUCGUUUUUUUUUCGGUUUUAUUUUCAAACCGGUUUUUUCGGUUUAGCUUUUACAAAAACCGGAAAACCGUCAUUACGUAAUUGUUUACUGUAAUCGCCUGAAACUCGAUCUUAAUUCUCAAAACAUGACACCAAUUAAACUCCGAAGUGAUACAAGUUUUCAAAUGCGUUCUUGACCCUUUUAUUUUAAAACUGAAGUCGUUUUAGGUUACCUUUGCACAAUUUUGCGUUUUGUCAUGUACUGUUCGUUUGCUUAUGACAGAAAAAUACCACAAUUCCUCCUCAUACAGUUGAAAUACAAAUUAAAGGGAAAAAAACGGUUUUUCGGUUUUACCGGUUUAGAAUCAGACGGUUUUUCGGUUUUGAUUUUAAGCAAAACCGCCCAAGCCUAUGAAAUACCAUUUUCACAUAUGAAAUUUUUAUUUCCGAUGUGAAAUUCCAUGUUAAAAUUCUACGCUCAGAGGAAAACGUUGCCUUACCAUGUGCAGCAGUUGCUAUAGGGCUGCGAUAGACUUGCAUGCUUCAAUUAAAUCUUUAAAAUUGAAUUAGACUAACAAUAGAAUAUUUAAGACGCAUAGUAUUUUAUAUUAAACAUGUAUUUUUGUACGACAUAAUAGCGGAAACAUGUCAAGAAUUGUCAAGAAAAUAAUGUCAAUAAACUAUUUAAUAAACUCGCAUGACAUUGAGUUUAGAUGUUCCGAGGACACAGUGCGUUUAAAAUCGCUAACCCUUCAACGUUUCGCCCGUUGAAGCCACUUUUACGAUUUCUCAAAACGUGAUUAAAUAUGACAAAAUAGUAAAGG